ACGCGGACCAGCGAAGGUGAGACUCAGACGUGUACUCCCGAGGUCUCAAGAUCCUUGUACUGGUGUGAGCAUCAGGCAGACGGAGGUGUAUCUAGCGUUAUUGUCUUGUAAGGUACACGACAACGCCUGGUCCUGUUCCACUGCUUAAGUGUCGGUGGUUUUAUGGUACAGAUCUUCGACUAAGUUUGAGAUGUUUCGGGGAGGCUUGGUUGUGUUUCUGCUGUUGCUAUUCCUCCUGCCACUACAGAAGACCGGAGCUACCAUGACCGCUGUGUAUCACCAGAUGACAAUAAACAGUUACGAUAGACAGUGUGUGGAGGCGACGGUUCCUCUACCUACUGGACUAAACCUUUCACCGUGGUUGUUCUGUUCUCGCCUCUGUACCAACAACCCUUCCUGCACCGCCUACUGCUACUCAGAAAGCGCUUGUCAACUGCUGAACCUGAUCGUAGCACCUGAUGGGUAUUCGUCGCAAGGGGCCGUCUCCUCCUCCGCCGUGUCCUGCUACGUGCCCUACUCAUCUCCAGGGCCCGCCACCACCGACCUGGCCCGGGGCAAACCAGUUACCACCGAAGACACCUUGAUCCUAGACUACGCUCGUGGUCAGACUGUGGUACUUGGAGCAAAAUGUGAAUACACAGACCUUGACUGCUUCUGUUCGACCUACCAGUUGACCCCCUACCUGAUAGUGAACCUCGAGACUACCCAGGAUGUGACCACCGUUGUUAUCACCGCCUCCAAAAAUAAAUACGAAGACCUUGGUGACUUGGUCGUUCAUGUGGGUAACGCAGGGGAUGAUAGCGACCCCGUGCUGUCGAGGUACACUGGACCAGCAGGCCCUGGAGAGGUGGUGACACUGAGGGGCUCCAGCGCCCUCCCUGGCCGCUACGUCUCGCUCUACAAAAAGAGCUUCCUCGAGAACGCCCUCUGUCUCUGUCUCCUGCAAGUGUACAGCGCCUAGGACACCUGUGUUGCCUCAAGACUACCACAGCUGAGUACCAUAUAAAUGCCACAGUACCACAGCUGUAUGUAACAACUAAAAACAUAAACGUAAAAGAUUCAUACACUUUUGUCAUUAUUCCCACCGUGCAGUACUGCCUAACGAUGUAAAUAAUCAAGAAAGAGUUUUAACUUUUCAUGUUGUUUCCUGGCGAUUACCUGUAUACCUGU
Homarus americanus (American lobster) is the source of this 1170-nucleotide messenger RNA. RefSeq lists its product as uncharacterized. The transcript has 5 exons. NCBI's taxonomy places the organism in Eukaryota, Metazoa, Arthropoda, Malacostraca, Decapoda, Nephropidae. The record is from RefSeq and is a predicted model, not a curated record. Bases 191 to 961 code for a protein of 256 amino acids.